CAAUCAUCUUUAUUUUCUCCAAUCUUUAGUUUUACAUACAAACACGUUAUCGCAAGCAAAUCAAUACCUUUACAGCUGCAAAAUGCAAUAUAUCUCGGUUCGUGCGAUUAUCUCGACGAUGUGACCCGGUUCUCUCGAGACACCGAGUAUCGGGGAGGGAGACUCAUCGCCGCGACUCGAAGGGUAAAGCCAAGAGACAAAUAGGACCAUGUAGGCUAUGCUGUCGAGCAGUCCACCCGUUGGCAGGCGCGCGCCUGGAAGGCAGUCAGGCUCCGGCUUGGCGAGUGGGGGCGGCGGGUGAAGAACGCCAGUCGAACAAGUUCAGCGGGAAUAUCGAUUCAGUCUCGCGCAAACCACCCCACACAUGCUGCCGUGGUCGCUGCAGCAGCAGCAGCGCGCUCGAAGCUUCGUUUUGCCAUGUCUAUCGCCGCCACCGCUGACGGCGGAUACGUAAACAGAAACGCACGGCCAGCUGCGAAGAGCAUUGUCGACGCGUAGUGUCGGCCCUAAUCUUCGCCGAGGAAGCACGAGCGAGCUCGGCGACGAUCGGAGUCGUCGCGUCGCGUCGCGUCGCGUCGUGUCGCGUCGCGUCACCGGCCCGGAAAUCCCGCAGAAACGCGCGUCGUGGCGGAUGUGCCGCGCCGAUCGCGAUUAUUGAUUCUCGCCUGACGUGUUUCUUCCUCUUGCUGCUUUUUCUUCUCCCUUUCUGGAGCCUCGAUAGGAUCAUCGCACACGGCGACGCAACGCGCUGAGCAACGGCAGAGGAAGAGGAGGAAGAGAAAAAGGAGAGACAGCGACGCGAACCGCGCGCACUGCCAACCCCUCGAUCGCCACCCCGUCGCCUCGUCCACCCUUGCCCAGCGUCGGGAGUGCGUCGUGCGAGAGCGGGAAGCGCCGACGAGUAUCGUCUCCGCCUCCGCCUCCGCCACCGCCGCCGCCGCCGCCGCCGCCGCCGCCGCCGCUGUCGGCGCACGGCGUUAUUCACUCGAGGGAGACUCACUGGUCGCUGGUCCGGCUAGUCCAUCACCCCGCAUUCACCAUCGUCGCGGCCACCGGCCGUCGAAUAUGACGCGGCCUCAUCGCCCGCAGACCCAGCCGUGCUACUCUUGACUACGAAUCGACGCGGCGGACUGAGACACGGUGACGACGAGUGCGUGUGCCACAUCGAGACAUGUCUUCGAUAUCAGCGCAGGGCGUCGUCGAGCGUGCCAGCGCCGAACUGACCAAGCGGAUCAACGGUUUGGGAUUACGGACGUCCAAGCAUCAUGGCGGCGGGAAGACUAGCGUUAUGGAGCGCGUGACGAACGUCUUCUGCGGCAGUGGCAGUGUCGCCUACAUGAAUUUGCAGAGCGCGAACAAUGCGAAUGCAACGCCGGAGAAGCCCAGCCGGAGCGCCGCGCAGACUAUUAACAAUAUGCCGGCGAGCAACAAGAGCUUGAACAAUGUCACCCCUAGCAGAGGCAGGAUACCUAGGAACAGGAUAAAGAACGUGCCUCUGGCCAGCGGCGGCACCGGCGGCUAUGUCGCGCCGAGCACGUGGGAGCAGCUGAUGCAGGACGAGAACUUCCUCGGGCGAUUUUUUCUCUUCUUCAACGCAACGGAGAGAAGGAUCUUGGCUCAGGUUUGCACCAAGUGGAGGGACGUUCUGUACGCGAGACCGCGUCUCUGGACGGGAUUGGUGCCGGUGGUGAGAUGCCGCGAAGCCCGCGCUAUGCAGCCCAGCUCGCGCACCCGACUCUACGCUUCCUUAGUAAGAAGAGGUUUCCACUCGUUAGUCCUCUCGGGCGCAGCGGAUGAAGACAUCCCGGAGUUGACGCACGGUUUCCCCUUGGCACAGCGAUAUGUGCACUCCUUGUCGUUGCGGUGCUGCGCGGUGACCGACCGGGGCCUUGAGGCUCUCUUGGAUCACUUGCAGGCUUUGUACGAGCUUGAAUUGGCCGGCUGUAACGAGAUAACAGAAGCCGGUCUGUGGGCUUGCCUCACCCCCAGAAUAGUGUCGUUGUCCCUGUCGGAUUGCAUCAACGUCGCCGACGAGGCGGUCGGUGCGGUCGCCCAGCUAUUGCCGAGUCUCUACGAAUUCUCCCUGCAGGCUUAUCACGUCACUGAUGCUGCGCUUGGUUACUUCAGUGCCAAACAGAGUAGCGCGCUUAGCAUCCUGAGACUCCAGUCCUGCUGGGAACUCACAAAUCAUGGUGUAGUAAAUAUUGUACAUUCCUUGCCCAAUCUGACUGUGCUAUCGCUUUCUGGAUGCAGUAAAGUAACGGAUGACGGCGUUGAAUUAAUCGCGGAAAACUUGCCAAGACUUCGUUCCUUAGAUCUGAGCUGGUGCUCAAGGAUUACAGACGCAGCCUUAGAAUAUAUUGCCUGUGAUUUGAAUAGCUUAGAAGAACUCACAUUAGAUAGGUGUGUACACAUCACGGAUAUUGGCGUCGGCUACAUCUCCACGAUGGUCUCGCUGAGCGCCUUGUUCCUGAGGUGGUGUUCGCAACUUAGAGAUUUCGGACUUCAACAUCUGUGCGUCAUGAGAUCUCUGCAGGUGCUGUCCGUGGCAGGUUGCCCGUUGCUCACAAGUGGUGGUUUAUCUAGUCUGAUACAGCUUCGACACUUACACGAGCUAGAGCUAACUAAUUGUCCAGGAACAUCGCGAGAACUGUUUGAUUACUUGCGUGAACAUCUGCCGCGUUGCCUAAUCAUCGAAUAAACGAUGUUUAAUGAGAUUACAAUAUCGGCGAAAUAAGAUCCCUUUAUAUUCGAACAGAGAUGUGUGUAUGUGUGUGCGUGUGUGAGUGUGUGUGUGUCUGUAUGCAUGUGUGGAGUGACAGAAGACGAAGAGUAUUAAACUGUACGAAUAAGCGGGUUUCUUGAACGCGGGAAGCGAUAUAUUUCGAACGAACAGACGAGCGGAGCGGAGCGUAUACAGAUAAAAAGCAAUUUACGUCCAUGUAACGAAAGAACACUAUGUUUUCCUCGUAAUGGUCUAAGGAAACACUAGCCCUCGAACGUGCAAGAUAAUACGAUUAAUAACGCAUAGACAUUUUUAAUAUACUAACGUCCCGUGCACUUCCGUUCCUAUUUUUUCAUUCUGCCACGCAAUCACGUCGAGACGGGUGAACGAGCGAGCGAGCGAGCGAGCGAGCGAGCAAACGAGCGAACGAACGAACGAACGAACGAACGAACGAAGUAGAAAGGAGACUCACGCCCCGUUCUAAUGAUCUUGUAUAGAGAAUUGAAUUCGAUAUUGUACAUUAGAAGAGAUUGAUAGAGCGCGCGCAUCAGAAAGAAGAGAUCGGUGACUUGUGGGUCCUUCUUUUUGCCUCCUAAUAGUAUAGAAAGUCCGAGUAAGCAUACGGCAAGAAACUCACAACAGUUAGAACUGUGAUAAAUUUAUAUUGUACGUAAUUCUCUAAUUGGUUCGCUCUAAUAGGUGCUUCAACGUCAUCGGCUGCAUUCGGCGGGCAGAACAAGCGUACGAGGCGAUUGAGGAGAGUAUAGUGGCAAUCGGUUUUAUACGGUUGGGAAUAUGUAUUUACGAGCGUAUGUAACCGAUUAUAUUCAAUUCAGCGCCGCCCGAUCGUUGUCUCCGCCGCACGCGCACCGACCGACGCGCGCGCAUUAUCCCAUUAUUUGCCGAUUAUAGCUGCAACACAGUACGCAUGUUGCUUGAAAGUAAGUAUUUAGCGGGUAUCGAUUACACGAACAGAAGCUGCUAACAUUCCAAGCCACAUUACUCAGCAUCCCUAUUCAUGAACACAUGAUUCGUGUUGUUUGUUUGACGAUGCAUAUUGUAGACGGGGAACGCGUUUCAAUUGUCGCAUCCACGAUACCUGGGAACAUCGUCAUCCAUGUGUUACCUUUAUAUAGUAUAUCCUCGUGCAAUCAGUGUUCUCUAAAUUUAGAACUUUUCGCUAGCUAUGUAUUCUUUGUGGUUUUCCCGAUUAAGUAUAUACAUAUACAUAUGAAUAUAAAUAUAUAUUAAUGUAAUAUAUAAAUAUAGAAGGAAUAUUUCGCGUGUUUCAAGUGGAUAAUGACGAUUUUAAUAACUUAUUACGUCAUCGAUACGUGUGUCGUAUAUGCCUUAUCGGUAUUGGCAUAUUAAAUCGAAUAAGUAUUUACCUAUUAUUAUUUGUACGACUAAGCAAGCGCGUCGUAUUAAUCGAUUUAAUCGAACGUUUGAGUUUCGCAUUAUAUGAGAUUAUCACGACCAACAGGAUACCAAAAGGAUGUGUCUUUCUUAAGUUCAUUCGCGCAAGGAACUCACUCGCAACUUUCGAUGCGAUACAAUACACACAUUGUGCGCCGUUCGUUAUUAGGAUAAUAUCCAUCUUUGAUAUUUAGGCCAGAACGCCGUACCCUUCAUGUGAUAUAUUGACUAUUAUUAUUGUAGCAAUAAUUCUAAUUUAUUAUUCUGUUAAAGCCUUAGUUAUAAACUAUCAACAAACAGUCUAUCUCUUUCUCAAUGCAGUUUGAUAUUCACAAGCAAAUAUAAUUUAUACGUGUUGUCACAUGUUUAGCACAUAUAACACCUUUGUAUAUAUUGUACAAAUUAUACCCGAUAAUUCUGUUAUGAAUCAAAACCGAGCGUAAAUAUAUCCGCACAGGCAAAGUUGCAUCAGAAAGUGGAGUCACAUUGUGAGAUACUAUGAUCACAGACGCAACAUUUAAUGACGACACACGAUAAUAUGAUGGAAUGUGCUGUGAAAUAAAAAUUUAUUGACCAAAC
Molecule: messenger RNA, 4720 nt
Organism: Harpegnathos saltator (Jerdon's jumping ant)
Lineage: Eukaryota; Metazoa; Arthropoda; Insecta; Hymenoptera; Formicidae
Product: F-box/LRR-repeat protein 16
Exons: 7
Coding region: 1172-2701 (509 amino acids)
Biological process (GO): SCF-dependent proteasomal ubiquitin-dependent protein catabolic process
Cellular component (GO): SCF ubiquitin ligase complex; cytoplasm
Molecular function (GO): protein binding
Source: RefSeq, a predicted model, not a curated record